Eruca vesicaria subsp. sativa (arugula) is the source of this 1818-nucleotide messenger RNA. The record is from the annotation of a GenBank genome assembly. Lineage: Eukaryota; Viridiplantae; Streptophyta; Magnoliopsida; Brassicales; Brassicaceae.
AUGAGGCGUCGCUCAGCAGAAGCUGCUCCUACAGAGCCAACGGAGAAAGGCAACGGGAAGAAUCAAACCAAUCGAAUCUAUUUGUUGGUGUCUUUAUCACUCUUCUUCUGGGCACUCCUCUUCUACUUCCAUUUCUCUGUCAUAGGGAGCAGCAGUAACAUCGAGAAACAGAUCCACCUUCAACCUAGCUAUGAACAGCCUCAACCAUCAUCAUCAUCAUCACCAAUCUCUCUUCGAGUAGAUAAGUUCCCUCUCCAGCCUCCCAAAGAGAAAGAGCCUUUAGUUAAACCAAUACUCCCUCCUCCUGCUCCAGUAGCCACUUUUAAGCCACCUGUCAUCGAGGAGGAGAAACAGGAGUUUCCUUUUGUAAGAGCGUUGAAGACAGCAGAGAACAAGAGUGAUCCCUGUGGAGGGAAGUACAUUUAUGUCCACGAUCUUCCCUCCAGGUUUAAUGAAGAUAUGCUUAGAGACUGUAAGAAGCUUAGUCUCUGGACCAACAUGUGCAAGUUCACUACCAACGCUGGCCUUGGCCCUCCUCUUGAGAAUGUUGAAGGCGUCUUCUCUGAUCAAGGCUGGUACGCUACCAAUCAGUUCGCUGUUGACGUCAUCUUCAGCAACAGGAUGAAGCAGUACAAAUGUUUGACUAAUGAUUCUUCCCUCGCUGCUGCUAUCUUUGUGCCUUUUUAUGCUGGCUUCGACGUUGCUAGGUAUCUCUGGGGAUAUAAUAUCUCUACCAGGGAUGCUGCUUCUCUUGAGUUGGUUGAUUGGCUCAUGAAGCGCCCUGAGUGGGAGAUCAUGAGAGGUAAAGAUCAUUUCCUUGUGGCCGGUAGGAUCACUUGGGACUUCAGGAGGUUGUCUGAACAAGAGACUGAUUGGGGGAACAAGCUUCUCUUCUUACCAGCUGCCAAAAACAUGUCUAUGCUUGUGGUUGAGUCUAGUCCUUGGAACGCUAACGACUUUGGGAUCCCUUACCCAACCUACUUUCAUCCAGCUAAGGACUCUGAGGUGUUUGAGUGGCAAGAGAGGAUGAGGAACCUUGACAGGAAGUGGCUUUUCUCGUUUGCAGGAGCCCCACGACCCGAUAACCCGAAAUCCAUCAGAGGGCAGAUCAUUGAGCAAUGCAGAAACUCAAACGUUGGGAAGCUACUGGAAUGUGAUUUUGGGGAGAGCAAGUGUCAUGCACCGAGCAGCAUUAUGCAAAUGUUUCAAGGCUCUCUCUUCUGUCUCCAGCCACAGGGAGACUCUUACACUCGACGAUCAGCUUUUGACUCGAUGCUUGCCGGUUGCAUACCAGUCUUCUUCCACCCUGGAUCAGCCUACACUCAGUACACGUGGCAUCUACCCAAGAACUACACAACCUACUCGGUUUUCAUCCCCGAGGAUGAUAUCCGGAAGAGAAACAUGAGCAUAGAGGAACGACUCCUCCAGAUUCCUCCAGAGCAGGUCAAGAUCAUGAGAGAGAAUGUCAUAAACCUCAUCCCGGGGCUGAUCUACGCAGACCCGAGAUCAGAACUGGAGACACUCAAGGAUGCAUUUGAUGUCUCGGUAGAGGCCAUAAUAGACAAGGUGACUCGGUUAAGGAAGAACAUGAUUGAAGGUCGGACCGAGUAUGACAACUUCGUGGAAGAGAACAGCUGGAAGUAUGCGUUGCUUGAGGAAGGCCAACGGGAAGCUGGGGGACACGUGUGGGACCCCUUCUUCUCGAAACCGAAGCCUGGAGAAGAUAGCAGUAACGAAGCCAAUGGAGGAGGGACGACCAUUUCGGUAGAUGCAGCUAAGAAUUCAUGGAAAAGUGAACAGAGAGAUAAGACACAGUAA